ACCUUAUACCCAUGUGACCAUUAAAUCCGUUUACAACACGGAAAAGACUACUGUGUGGGCGAGAAGACACAUUUAGAAGUGUUAGCGCACCUGCACACCCAAUACAUUCGGGAAGGUUUUUUUGUUUCACGUCUGAGCUGGAUUAUGAUGGAAAUAUAGUUGGUAGCCUAAAUGAACUUGCAUCGACUUGACCAUAUUUAUUCGAAAUCUCCUCAGAACCUUGGACAGCGUCUUGUGACGCGCAGUAGGACUUUUCGCGCACGAGGAGCACGCCUGAGUGUUGGUGCCAUAUCAACCGAGAAGCGUCACGGGCUGACGGAGAAGAGUUCAAUUGGUGUCAAUGUUCACAAUGAUGUUCCUCAUAAUGAAUUCGAUUUUAUUGGUCAACUUUCUGUCCCGCGGAGUGGAGACGAGCCUGCCAGAACCGGUUCCUUCUUCGCAAACGCGCCCAAAUCCCCGAGAGCACGAGCUGCCGUUGGGUAUCCCUGUCCAUGAUACGAGAAACGGCAGUCUUCACCGGAGGCCGUGGGCCGAGCUGAGGGAGAACUUCAACCGUCUUCCUGGCGUAUGUCGACGGCUCCGCAGGAGGAGAAUCACCAUAUUGUGCAACAUGGGAAAGUUCUGCACGGGGUUGAGAGAGAUCAGGCACGGUCAGGUCUGCCGCUGCCCGCGCGGGUCCCGGUGUUCCCACUUCUUCCUCCGGAGUCUCUGACCUCGACUGCACCUUACACGUAACAUGAACGCUGCUGUUGCCAAUAGUAACAGGGAUUCUGGAAGCAUCAAUUUAUCAAAAUCCUGCAUGUUGAUAGAAACUUAACUGCGACCUUGCUUAUUAAAGAAGUAGGCC
Messenger RNA from Osmerus eperlanus (European smelt), 847 nucleotides. RefSeq lists its product as uncharacterized. Gene Ontology annotation, molecular function: neuropeptide hormone activity. The record is from RefSeq and is a predicted model, not a curated record. Bases 341 to 712 code for a protein of 123 amino acids. The transcript is spliced from 3 exons. Lineage: Eukaryota; Metazoa; Chordata; Actinopteri; Osmeriformes; Osmeridae. Gene Ontology annotation, biological process: negative regulation of appetite; G protein-coupled receptor signaling pathway; adult feeding behavior.